Molecule: messenger RNA, 4234 nt
Organism: Clarias gariepinus (North African catfish)
Lineage: Eukaryota; Metazoa; Chordata; Actinopteri; Siluriformes; Clariidae
Gene: sez6b
Product: seizure related 6 homolog b
Exons: 17
Coding region: 246-3227 (993 amino acids)
Biological process (GO): synapse maturation; regulation of dendrite development
Cellular component (GO): dendritic shaft; dendritic spine; neuronal cell body
Source: RefSeq, a predicted model, not a curated record
CUUAGCGAGCGCGCGCGCGUUUAAUCAUUCCGCGCCCGCGCUACUUUUAUUAGAGUUGAGAGACCCGAUCCGAUCAGAUCAGAUCUCAGCCGGGGGAGAUCGGAGGUCCCACUGCGCGCGAGCGACUGAGUGAGCGUGCGCGCGUGUGUGUGUAUGUGCGUGUGUGUGUGUUUUAGAAGAGCGGCGCCUGUUUAUUUGAGCAAAGUGUUUCUACCCACCGCUUCAUCCAAAGGGAAAACCAAAGCAUGCAGGGAGCAUCGGUGUGUUUCAGCUCGAGCAUGCUCCUCCUGAUCACCGUAGUGAUGAUCGCACCGGGGAAAGGUUCCUUUAUGGACGGGAGGAUGGCAGUCACUCAUAGAGGACAGAGCACUCACUCUUUAGACUCGGACAACAAACAGGGUGCGUCCCACAGCACACCAGACAUGGGCCGAGAACUUCCCUCGGUCACUACAGCGCCUCCCUUCACCGACCUCAACCACCACAUUCAGUUUAAGACAUUUUCUCAACCUGAUCCACGCCAGGAACAGUUCAAAGACAGAAGAGGCGUCAAUCAUCAUCGUCUCUUCGAGGCUCAACCGGUUCCUCCAGUUGAGGACGCGGCUACAGGGGCCUUCCCUGUGAAUGCUGCUAAACUCACUUCUGGGAGCCUGGAGUGGAGUGGUGCUGCCGGGGAAGCCCAGAAGCAGAGCACCGAGGAAGUGCCCACAGAAUCACUGAGCACUAGUAUCAUGCCAACGUCCACGGCGCCUCCCUGCCACACAGUUCCUGAAGAGCAGUUGAGAUAUCCUCAUGCAACAACCACACAAGAGACUGAGGGUGUCACAACGCUGGUGAUGAGAGAAGAAGAGGACAUCUUAAAGACCAGAGAGAGACACAAGGGACCUGCCGGCGAUGCAAACGCAGGGACAUUGUCUGUGUCUGGGGAUCAGGAUGAUGAAAUGACCACGACCACUAUUUUCACCACCACUAUUAUUACCACAAUACAGACCACAGCUCCAUGCAGCAUCAAUUUCACGGCGCCAGGGGGCUAUAUAGAGACACCACCACGCGGCAGCUGUGACUACUCCAACUUCGACUGCACCUACACCGUGACGGUCUACAUGGGAUACGGGGUGGAGAUUCAGGUGAUGAAUGUAAGUUUGGCCGAAGGGGACUCCGUGAGGUUUGAGGAUCUUGGGGGCCGCGAGCCAUCAGUUCUGGCUAACGAGUCCAUCCUGAUGAAGGGUUUGGUGGUGCGCAGCUACAGCAACCGGAUCUCCGUCCACUUCCACAGCCGGCGGCCCUGCCACGGCUCCUUCCUCUUGCUGUACCAAGCAUUUGUCCUGAGCUGUAAUUUCCCCGAGCGGCCAGCCUACGGUGAUGUAACCGUCAGCAGUCUGCACGCAGGCGGAGAAGCUUAUUUCUACUGCUUUACCGGUUACAAGCUUCAGGGACCCUCCACUCUCACAUGCCUCAAUGCUACAACUCCAUACUGGAAUGGGAAAGAACCCAGGUGUCUCGCGGCCUGCGGCGGAAUGAUGAAGAACGCCACGCUCGGUCGUAUUGUGUCUCCUGGUUUCCCCAGUAACUACAGCAACAAUCUGACGUGUCACUGGGUGCUGGAGGCUCCAGAAGGACAGAGGUUACAUGUUCACUUCGAAAAGGUGGCACUUGCCGAGGAUGAUGACCGGUUACUCAUCAAAAAUGGGAACAACAUCGACUCCUCGACACUCUACGAUUCCUACGAAGUGGAAUAUCUUCCCAACGAGGGCAUCGUCAGCACCUCCACAUUUCUUUUCAUCGAGUUCACCACUGACGGCUCGGGCACCAACACAGGAGCGGCAAUUAGAUAUGAAGCUUUCGCACCAGGGCAUUGCUAUGAGCCUUUUGUCAAGUACGGCAACUUCACCAGCAGUGACACCAGCUACGCUGUGGGUGCCGUGGUAGAGUUUAGCUGCGAUCCCGGAUACACACUGGAGCAAGGCUCUAUUAUCAUCGAGUGCAUGGACCCCAGAAACCCACAGUGGAACGAAACUGAGCCCGCCUGCCGAGCGGUGUGUAGUGGGGAGAUCACCGAUUCCGCCGGAGUGGUGCUGUCUCCAAACUGGCCUGAAGCUUAUGAUAAAGGCCAGGACUGCAUCUGGGGUAUCCAUGUGGAAGAGGACAAGCGCAUCAUGCUGGACAUCCAAGUCCUCCACAUGGGAAUGAAUGACCUGCUGACAUUCUAUGAUGGAGACGACUUGACUGCUAAGGUACUGGGCCAGUACAGUGGCUCUCGGCCACGCUUCAAGCUCUACACUUCUACAGCUGACGUCACCAUCCAGUUCCAGUCUGACCCUGCCACCAACGUUUAUGGCUACAACAAUGGCUUUGUGGUGCAUUUCUUUGAGGUGCCUCGUAAUGACACGUGUCCAGAGCUUCCCGAGAUUACUAACGGCUGGAAGACUACAUCUCACCCUGACCUGGUGCACGGUACUGUAGUAAACUAUCAGUGUUACCCAGGCUUCGAGGUGGUGGGCACGGAAAUGCUCAUGUGCCAGUGGGACCUGACGUGGAGUGGAGACCUGCCUACCUGUGAGAGGGUGCUGUCAUGCCCAGAUCCUGGCAUGGUGGAGCACAGCCGCAGGGUGAUGUCAGGUCCUCGACUGAUUGUGGGCUCCACAGUGCAGUACAUCUGCAACAAGGGCUACACGCUGUCUGGAAACAGCCUCCUUUCCUGUUACAACCGAGAUUCCACUGGACCGAAGUGGAGUGAGAAACCACCCAAAUGUAUCUCAGAUACAUAUGACUCCUGUAGGAACCCUGGAAUCCCAGCAUUUGGUGUCCAGGUAUCAGAGAAGCAGUUCUACAAAGCCGGAGAGAUAUUGCACUUCUCCUGCCAAAGUGGCUAUAAGCUUAUCGGGGAGGCAAAUAUCCGCUGUGUCCACAGUCGCCCGGCCAAGUGGAGUCACCCACCUCCUGUGUGCAAAGCAGCAGCACUGGAAUAUGUAAAUGAGCGCAGGCUUGAUGUUGCCAGAACAGAUUUCAGCAUGGAAGGAGCCAAUUUGAUUCUCGCCAUCUUCAUUCCCGUAGCCAUAAUUAUGUUAAUCGUCAUAUCGAUAUACUUCUACGUUUCAAGGGUGCAAGGAAAGACGUUUCGAUUGCCCAUGUCUGCAUCGCCACAGUAUGACCAGAUCAGAGGCGAGACAGCCUUCGAGAACCCUAUCUACGAGACAGCAGACACAAGAGAGUACGAAGUCUCCAUUUAGACAUACUGCUGAUAUCCACACUGAGGACCUUAUAAGCCUUUCUUUGCCUUGUGGAGGUUCCCCAGCGCCUUUCUCCUGUUUUCUGACCUCCUCUUCAUCCUCUUCUGGUCCCCUAAUUUUCCUCUCCUGAUCGGGUGUAAAUAUCCUGAUUGUCUGAGAAUUUCCACAAGUACUGCAGAGAGUGUGGCGAAUAUGAUCUUAUUUUUGUAGAGAUUCAAUAUCAGUGGUCUAGCAGCAGUGCUUUUGCCGGUUUUAUCCAGUCGUGGAGCAAAGAGCUGGAGAUAAAACUACUGAUAUGAAAGACUAGGUGCAUCCCAAAGUCUAGGCUCUAGGUUCCUUUUUAUAUUAUUUAGUCGCACAAAAUGAGAAGAUAUAAGGCACAGAAAGGACACACUACCGGAAAAAGCACCAUACAUGCAGUCCUGGCAUAAAACACUAAAAGGGAUUUACAAUUAAAUAUGCUUAAUUAAGUAUGUCUUAAACCAGCUGACUAUUACAUCAUCUUAAAUUGAGUUAAAAACAUGAUAGAUGGACGGAACAAGUUUUCUAAAAUAAAUUUUCUAAAAUAAAAAUGCCAAAUAAAUGAAAUCACAUAAUAUUAUUUAUUUGUGCCUUUUUGUUCAUAUUUCAGACUUCCACAGAGAACUAUGGGCUAUUGCAGGUUGUAUAGUAUACGACAGUUGUAAUGAACGCAUAUAACAUUUGCAUUCCUGAAAACUCUGGAAAGUGAAGAGUGCAGCCUAGACUUCGAUAUGCACCUACCAUCAUCAAUUAACUGAUGUCUCUCUUAAAUGAAUUUUUAUUUCUUUGUUAUUAUUCAUUUAAGUGUUCUAGUCUUUUUUCACAAGCACAGAGAGGCUGUCAUAAAACAUCUAGAACUGGAAUUUCGGUUUCCAUUUAUGAAUGCUACAAUAGAUCAGUCAAUCUGAUUAUGGUGCACAAAUGUUAUUUUGGGCAACAACAAAAAAAAAAUAAACGAUCAAAUUGAUUAUUGUAUGUCUGUCUCU